AUGAAGGAGAGCAAGGGCGGCAAGACAUUGAAGCCCGAGAUCGGCUAUUCGAUUAUAUUCUUCUUCCGGGAGGUUGUCGAGCUUGAACUUGUUGACCGAGGCCACAAUCUCGACGAGGAGGCGGCCAAGGAUAUAGCACAGAAGCAGCUGGAUUAUGAGCGGCGAGUCCAUCAAGAGUACUCGGACUACCCAGAGCAUGACGCCGCCCAGUUCGCGUGCGGGCCUCGAGACACAGAAAGACUAAGUUUCGUUCUCUGGCGCAGGGUCUUACGUUCGGCGCUGCGAAACUCACCAAGGGAAGAAACAGAACUUUACUCAUCCUGA
Molecule: messenger RNA, 324 nt
Organism: Postia placenta MAD-698-R-SB12
Lineage: Eukaryota; Fungi; Basidiomycota; Agaricomycetes; Polyporales; Adustoporiaceae
Exons: 1
Coding region: 1-324 (107 amino acids)
Source: RefSeq, a predicted model, not a curated record